GGCUGGGCGGUGGAAGCGGCUGCUCGUGGCUCCUCCUCUUCCCCUGUCCCCAUCUGGGGCUCCUGAGUGACGUCACCGAUCAGGAAGCCGCUGGCCCCUGCCGGGGAGGGUGGCCGGUACCCCUGGGCAGGGGUCCCUCAGGUGCAUGGGCUAGAGACCGGGGGAAGAAGGGAGGACCCCAGGGCGGGGGUGGCCCCCGGCCGGUGCACGGGAGGCCCCCAGCGUCUGCUUCCUUUUUCCCCCUUUCUCUAGGAAGGUGCCCCUGGUCCCCGCCCGGAGGGCUGAGACCCUGCUGGACUAUGACUGGCUGAUGCCGGACUUGAUGCGGCUCUUGCUUGCUCUCUGAAUUGCCUAGCAACAGAGAGCGGAGCCGAGGCUGCAGGUGGGUCGUGCCCCUCGAGGAGGGCCGGAGCGACCCCUCACGCCAAACGUCAUGUUCAGCAGGUCGGGCUACCGGGCCUUGCCCCUGGGCGACUUUGACCGCUUCCAGCAGUCCAGCCUGGGCAUCUAUGGCUCCAAGCAGGGCUUCUUCCCCACCAUUCUGAGCCGAGACCGCCUGAGCCCGGCGCAGGACGUGGCAGACUCUCCCCAGAGCUGGCCGUCCUACAUCUGCCACAGCAUUAUCAGCUUCCUGGUGUUCCUGCUGCUCGUGGUCACUUUUCCCAUUUCCGGAUGGUUUGCUUUGAAGAUCGUCCCUACCUACGAACGGAUGGUCGUGUUUCGUCUGGGCCGGAUCCGGGGCCCCCAGGGCCCAGGUAUGGUCCUCGUGCUUCCUUUCAUCGACUCAUGGCAGAGGGUAGAUCUGAGGACAAGAGCGUUCAACGUCCCUCCUUGUAAGCUGACCUCCAAGGAUGGCGCCCUGGUCUCCGUGGGGGCGGACGUCCAGUUCCGCAUCUGGGACCCGGUGCUCUCAGUGAUGAUGGUGAAGGACCUGAACUCGGCCACCCGCAUGACGGCCCAGAACGCCAUGACCAAGACCUUGCUGAAGAAGCCGCUGCGCGAGAUCCAGAUGGAAAAGCUGAAGAUCGGGGAACAGCUCCUGGUAAGCACCCUAGCAUCUUAUUUGUCCCCAAAGCAGGGUCCAGGACAGGGGGAGGGGAGAUUUUCUAUCUCAUCAUAUCUGUUCAUGAGAUAGAAAAUGAACAGGAAAAUGCUAACAUCAAAGAGAAGCUGGAAGGAAUAUUUCUGCUAUGAGUUGGAAUAAAUCUAUUGUCUACAUUAGAUGGGAAGUGAUCACAGUACUAGGGUUAGAAGUGACAUGGGGGUCAUCCGUAUUCCCCCAUUUCUUGGCUUCAUGCACGAUUGUCAAUGAGAGACAGAGACAGAGAGACGGGAAGGUGAAAGAGGAAAAAGAGACAAUGAGACACAGAGACAGAGAGACGGGAAGGGGAAAGAGGAAAAACAGACAAUGAGACACAGAGACAGAGAGAUGGGAAGGGGAAAGAGGAAAAAGAGACAAUGAGAGACAGAGACAGAGAGACGGGAAGGGGAAAGAGGAAAAACAGACAAUGAGAGACAGAGACAGAGAGAGGGGAAGGGGAAAGAGAAUAAAGAGACAAAGAGAGACAGAGACAGAGAGACGGGAAGAGGAAAGAGGAAAAAGAGACAAUGAGAGACAGAGACAGAUACACGGGAAGGGGAAAGAGGAAAAAGAGACAAAGAGAGACAGAGACAGACAGAGGGGGAGGGGAAAGAGGAAAGAGGAAAAACAGACAAUGAGAGACAGAGACAGACAGAGGGGGAGGGGAAAGAGGAAAAAGAGACAAAGAGAGACAGAGACAGAGAGACGGCGAGGGGAAAGAGGAAAAAGAGACAAUGAGAGACAGAGACAGAGAGACGGGAAGGGGAAAGAGGAAAAAGAGACAAUGAGAGACAGAGACAGAGAGACGGGAAGGAUAAAGAGGAAAAAGAGACAAUGAGAGACAGAGACAGAGAGACGGGAAGGGGAAAGAGGAAAAAGAGACAAUGAGAGACAGAGACAGAGAGACGGGAAGGGGAAAGAGGAAAAAGACAAAGAGAGACACAGACAGAGAGAGGGGAAGUGGAAAGAGGAAAAAGAGACAAUGAGAGACAGAGACAGAGAGAGGGGAAGUGGAAAGAGGAAAAAGAGACAAUGAGAGACAGAGAUAGAGAGAGGGGGAGGGGAAAGAGGAAAAAUAGACAAUGAGAGACAGAGACAGAGAGACGGGAAGGGAAAGAGGAAAAACAGACAAUGAGAGACAGAGAUAGAGAGACGGGAAGGGGAAAGAGGAAAAAGAGACAAUGAGAGACAGAGACAGAGAGAC
Molecule: messenger RNA, 2285 nt
Organism: Antechinus flavipes (yellow-footed antechinus)
Lineage: Eukaryota; Metazoa; Chordata; Mammalia; Dasyuromorphia; Dasyuridae
Product: stomatin-like protein 1
Exons: 5
Coding region: 434-1135 (233 amino acids)
Cellular component (GO): plasma membrane
Source: RefSeq, a predicted model, not a curated record